UGGUUUCUUCAACACCGGCCGCCAUUUUGAAACAAGCCUCCGGUAAAAAAAAAAAAACUCGUCCGACGACGGAAACGUUGACUUUCGUUAUCGAAGUCCGCUACAACAACAACAAAAAACAUACUUGAUCCAGAUACAGCAUGACUGACGCAGCAUCUCUGCAAUCACCCAGGUAUCCUAGCCUUCAGCAUCUGUACACACGGGGUACAUUUUAUGAUGUUGGAUAUAAUGUGGGUGUGACUUUCAGUAGAAAUAUCCACCUCUUCAAGGCCAGUUCACAGAGGAUACAAGAGAAGCUUCUACCAUUUUAUGACAGUCGCACAGGGAGGGAAUAUUUUGAGGAGAGCCUCAAGAUAAGUCAGCAAAGUUUUCCAUACUAUGUCUGUGAAAUCCAGGGAAUGGCUGAAGGGGCAGGUGUACCAUUUGAACAAAUGUUCCUAUUAAACAUUUCCCCAGAAGCAUAUGCCCUACAAUCUGAGAUUGAAAGCAGAAGUCAGGUCACAGAAAGCACAACUAUCAAACCAUCAGCUGACAGCUGUGGAUGUACCACUGUUCUGAUCAACAACAUGAAUACCAAACUUCACAUUCACAAUGAAGACAGUGAUUCGAUGGUGAAACCCUUUGGUUACUUGUUGUCAGCUGACAUUGACGAGGAUGGUGUGAAAGAGCAGUUCACAGCAUUUUGCUAUCCCGGCAUUCUACCAGGGCGAGCAUUUGGUUUCAAUAUGCAUGGGUUGACCAUAUCUGUGAACUCCUUGUCUCCCCUUCAGGUUUUGAGAGGAUCACCAAGUCAUUUGUUCCUGCACCGAGCUGUCCUCGGGGGACGUGAUGUGCAAGAUGUAUGCAGAAUUCUUGAAAACGGGGGGCUUGGGGCAGCCUAUGGGUUCUGCACUAAUCUAUGCACUGCUGACAAAGAAAUGUUUUCGAUUGAGCUCGCUCCAGGCCAGCCCAAGCCACAUGUGCAUGUACACCAAGUUCCAGAACAAAAGCACUGUGAUACUAGCAGCCACUAUUUCCACUUUAACUGUUAUGAGCACCUCAAGGUUGCAGAAAAGCAGAGUGCCCUUCCUAGUUCCACACAUCGAGCUAAGAGAGUUCUUGAGUUCCCUGCUCCUACCAACCUGCAGGAAGCCUUAGUUAUUAUGAGUGAUGCACAUAACUACAAGUGGCCAAUAUUCCGCAGCCAGGGCACACCUGGUUUAUCAGAAACAGUGGCCACAGCAGUGUUCGACGUAGCACAACGAUUUGUGCAGGUGUACCAAGAUAAGCCCUCAGAACCAGGCAAUGCACCGAUUUAUACUUUGCCUAUGUACAGGUGAUUUGUGCAGCUGUUAGGUGCUGUAUAACAAAGAACAGAUAUGUCAGGAAAAAAGUACAUAAAGGGAGACACUAGAAACAGAUAACUGUUUGUCAAAGACAGUUAAACAAGUUGAUGAAAAUGAAGUAUAUUUUGAGAGAAGACUCUAAUGAAAGCAAAUGUUAUUACAGACAAAGCAGAAGCGAUUUUUGCUAUGACUUUCUCCUGCAAGCUAUAUACUAUAGCAAGUUGUUAAUUGGCUGCUUGCCUGUUGCCAAUACAUAAUGAUGCAUUCUUUUGAUUCCUUCAGUAGCAGCACCAUUUUUUUACAAAAAAAAAGAGAGAGUUCGUGAGAGGGAGAGAGUGUGCAUGUGUAUUUUCAGCGUUCUUUUUGGGUUUUGUAGGAUGUACAAUUGAAUAAGACUAUAUCAUAAUCAUUGUCAUUGUCUCAUGCUUCUGUAUCCUCCUUACUCAGGGUUACUUCCCUUGUCACAUUCAGAGACGGUGUGCAUGUAUGUCUCGAAAAUAUUUUUGCUCAAGAACACCCUGUACGUUAUUGUAAAAAAUAAUGAAACAAUAGAAAUGACAAAUAUGUGAACGAAUGUUUGAUCCGUGUAAUCAAGAACUAUCUACUGCAGAUAUUAAGAAGUAAUUGAAUUGAUAUGAAAAUGUGUGUGACUGAUCGAAAUGAUGGCUAAUAAACCAAUAUCACGAAAAGAA
Pomacea canaliculata is the source of this 2017-nucleotide messenger RNA. RefSeq names its product acyl-coenzyme A:6-aminopenicillanic-acid-acyltransferase 40 kDa form-like. The transcript is spliced from 4 exons. NCBI's taxonomy places the organism in Eukaryota, Metazoa, Mollusca, Gastropoda, Architaenioglossa, Ampullariidae. The coding region runs from base 141 to 1319 and encodes 392 amino acids. The record is from RefSeq and is a predicted model, not a curated record.